Molecule: messenger RNA, 5207 nt
Organism: Xenia sp. Carnegie-2017
Lineage: Eukaryota; Metazoa; Cnidaria; Anthozoa; Malacalcyonacea; Xeniidae
Product: diacylglycerol kinase delta-like
Biological process (GO): intracellular signal transduction; lipid phosphorylation; diacylglycerol metabolic process
Molecular function (GO): protein binding; ATP-dependent diacylglycerol kinase activity
Source: RefSeq, a predicted model, not a curated record
CGGAAUUAACCUUUGCCCAUUAAACACACUUGGUGGCAAAGAUAUUGUCGUGACAUCUAAUGCGUAUGAUCAUAGACAAGUCAUAGCCAGAAACAUCCAGCUGGCUAAAGAAUAAAUAUCUUGGUAUAAAAGAUCACGCAUGAUCAUGUUUUAACGAUGAUGAUGAAGUGCACAUGAAAUCUUUCUACUCUCUGAUUGGUCCUUCCCCCAUGAAAUAAACAUGGCGCAACAUUUGCAUAUUUCGAAACGAAUGGCGAGGAAUAAUAUAGUUCCCUAGCAGGAAAGAAAACGGAACGAUGAUUUCUUUAAAAAAGAAAUCUUUCGAUCUGCCCACUGAUGAUAGCAUAGAGUGCGAUAAUUACUCUAGUGACUCAGAUUUCGACGAAUCGCCAAAACUUUAUCGACACCGAAAGCUUACAGCCGAGCGAAUGAAGUCGAAGCGCUACAUAAAGCAAGGUUUUCUGAGCAUGAAGCAAAAAACUGGAUCGUUUCAGAAAUGGAAGAAGUAUUAUUUUAAAUUACAAGAAAAAAGAAAACUAUGCUACGCCAACGAACCCAUGGCUGAUAUUUUCAAUGAAGUUGAUAUACAGAACUCAAGUAUUGCCGAAACCAGUAUAAAGAAUGUAAAUAAUAGUUUCUCAAUCAUCAUGCCAUGUCUUACAAUUAUUUUAUGUGGUGAUACACGUCGUGAGAUGGAGGAAUGGAUCACAGCAUUACGUAAUGUUACUCUAAGAAAUCAGUCUAAUUCAGAUAUUCUUGAUCGCCUUUCUGAUGGCCAUAAUUGGUAUUCAUUUUCUCAUUAUCGACCAACAUUUUGUAAUGUCUGUGGUGAAUUGCUUCCUGGAGUGACAUCUAGAGGUCUUUCUUGUGAAGUAUGUACGUAUACCGUUCAUAAACAAUGUGCAAUACAUGUUGAAGACAAAUGUAAAUGGACUUCAGUCGACACGAUGGAAGUAAAUGAAAGACUUUGUGACAAAAACGAUCCUUUUGCUAUGAGCCAUCAAUGGAUGCAGCUUAAUCUUCCUCCUGGUUCAAAAUGUUUUGUAUGUGAUCGAACUUGUGGUGGAAAGAAAAAACCUUUAGAUAGUAAAUGUCUUUGGUGUGGUUUAUGUGUUCAUAACUCGUGCGAAAGCUCCAGUAUUGCUAGGACGAAGUGUACUUUGGGUGAAAAUUAUUUAUCGAUAUUACCUCCGACUGCCUUAACUCUUUCUCAGGAGUCGGGAACGAUUAUGAAGGCAAUGCGCCCGCCUCAUGGCAAUCCUUUGCUAGUUUUUGUAAAUACUAGAAGUGGCGACAAUCAGGGUGUGAAGUUUCUUCGUAAAUUCAAACAAUUAUUAAAUCCAGCUCAGGUGUUUGACUUAAGUUUUGGACCUGCUGCGGGUCUCAAAUUGUUUCAAAAUCUUGAUCUCUUUCGAAUAUUGGUGUGUGGUGGGGACGGAUCUGUUGGUUGGGUUAUGACAGAGAUUGAUAAAAUGAAUUUAAUAAAGAAGUGUCAGAUAAGUGUUCUUCCUUUGGGCACUGGUAAUGACCUGUCUCGUGUUCUGCGUUGGGGUGCAUCUUUUUGCGAUGCGAAUGGCCUUCCAUAUUUACUCAAAUCUCUUGAAGGAGCAAAGACAGAGAUGCUUGAUAGGUGGAGCAUAAUGAUUCAAGAAGAAAAACAAGAUAAAGAAAAUGAGUCUCCUUCCAGAACUUCAUCUAGCUAUUCUGUGUCUUCUAUGACUGAAACAUCCUCGGUAUCGUCGAGUGUCAGCACUUUGGAAAAUGAUAUUGGAAAACAUUUGUCGACUAUCAUGUCUUCAGAAGAAGAUACUGAAGUUAUAUUUUCAGCAAGAGUGCUUUGCGGCAUUGUCAAGAACUUAGUAUCAAAUGUUGUUGCUGCAUCUGAAAAUGGAAAAAUCCCUGAUCAGCCUGAUGAGAUGAGCAAAAAGUGUAGUGUACUCAACGACAAGUUGGGCCAGUUGCUUCAUACACUCGACGUUGAAGCAGAAGCUUCUCAAGAACUUUCCGAUAAUGAAGAUGUAUCAGAAGAGUUUAAGGUGUUUGUGCCCAGAGAUGCUUUAAUGUCCAGAGCAAACAGCUUAAAGAGCCUGCGGCAAUUAAUUGACCACACAGAAAAAGCUUUGGAUGAACAAAAUGCACAAACUAUUGUUUCCAUGGCAACUACAGCAGUAUCUGACGCCCAAGCACCUCAAAUUGUGACUGAAGAAAAUCAUUGCGGAUAUUGUCAGAGUUUAUCUGAUAUCAUAGAAGGCAGUGGCGACUUAAAUACUCCACCAGAGAAAUAUUCUCCACGUCUUGUUAGUCGAGCCUCACCACAAAGAAGUGAAUCUGCUGUAGAUGAACAAAAAGUCGAGUCAAAAGCCACUGUUCAUUUUCCUGGCACAAUUAUAGCCAAAACAUUUCUUAAAGAAAAAAUGAACGAGUCUUAUGGUCCUGCCAACUCAAUGGUGCAUAAGGCUUUGAUUGCAAAUGCUAACACUUUGUGUGCAGCUGCAAGUCCUGUGCCGGAUAACUUUAUUAAUGUUGAAGGUUUCACGGAACGAUGUGUCAUGAAUAACUAUUUCAGUAUUGGGAUGGAUGCAAAAAUUGCGUUGGAAUUUCAUUUGAAACGCGAGGAAAAUCCUGAACAAUUUAGAAGUCGAAAACUUAACCUAAUUCAUUACGGUGUUCUUGGUGGAAAAGAAUUUGUCCAAGGCUCUUUUAAAAAUCUAGAUAAACGAGUUCAUAUCGAGGUCGACGGUCACAAACUUCAUGUUCCAAGACUACAAGGCAUUGUCGUUCUCAACAUUCCGAGCUACAUGAGUGGAUCCAACUUUUGGGGAUCUUGGAGGGAUGAUGAUGGAUUCACUACUCCUUCCUUUGAUGACAAAAUCAUUGAAGUCGUCGCAAUAUUUUCUUGUAGGCAAAUGGGUGUGGCUAAAGUUUUUGGGGGUAUGCCGUAUUAUAGAAUGGCACAGUGUCGCUCUGUGAAGAUUACUAUAACUGGUGAAUCAAUACCAGUUCAGGUAGAUGGUGAACCAUGGAUGCAAUCACCUGGAGUUAUUAAAAUUAUACACAAGAACAGAGCUCAGAUGUUGGUGCGGGACGCUGAAUUUGAAACAACUCUAAAGACUUGGACGGAAAUUCAGCAUGAAAAACAUGAGAAAAUUUACAUGUCAGAAGAAGAAAACAUGAAACAAAUGGUGUUUUCAUUGAGAGCUUUAAUAAAAUGCAUUCAUAUGUGUAUUUGCCAUACAUUGAUCCAUCAACAACUUCUUCCAAUGGCGGAAAAUCUGGAAAUUCAAUUAAACAAAGUCUUUCCAGAUGACAAACUCGCUGAGAGUGCAUCAAGAUUUGAUUUAUCCGAAUUGGUUUCAAUGGGAAAAUUUUUCGAGGAAAACGUUCGAGAAUUCAUGGAAACAAAAAUCAACGACUUACGUCCGCCAAUGACACCUGAGUUACGUUAUCGUAUCAAUGAAGACGCAAAUUUAACCCGCCAUGCAAUUAAAAGAGUAAUCGAGAUUCAUGGUCUUUUGUCUCUCAGUGAAGAAAAUUACAAGUAUCCAGUUUCGAAAGGAAAAGGGUUCAGUCUUGGAAGAUUAAGAAUUUCUAAAAGAGCAGAUUUGCCAAAAGCCAACACCGCACCAACAGGAGGUAUGAUUCAGUUCUGGAGAGUUACGGAGGUGUGUGAUUGGUUAAUAAGUAUUGGUCUGGGUGAAUAUCAAAAAAUAUUUAACUCGUUCAAUAUUGGAGGUAAUCGUCUGUUACAUCUUGACAAAGAACAACUUAAGAACAUGGGAAUAAAUAAGCAAGAACAUCGAAAGAAGAUUCUUCGUUGCAUCAAAAAUUUAUGUGGUGGUUUACCGCCAAAUGUUGCAUUAUCAAUUGAUAGAACGGAAUACGGUCAUCGUGUCAAGAUGAAAAAUCAUGAAAUUGAGAAAGAUUUUGACAGUCAUUAGUAAGACAAAUGAUCUGGUUGUUUAUCUUUAAAUCAACAGACUCAUAUCAACUAUGAAGCCGAUCUCGUUACUUCUAGGAAUCAUCAUGCCGAUCUUAUCACUUCUAGGAAUCAUCAUGCCGAUCUUAUUACUUCUAGGAAUCAUCAUGCCGAUCUCAUUACUUCAAAGAAUCAAGUUACGAUAAAGCAUACCUUUGACGCUGAGUUAAUUAAGAGGUCAAAAAUUUAGAUAUUUAUUGCAUACCUUUUGGAAAAAACAAUUUCCACCGCUUGUAUGUUGAACUAAAUCAAUAUGCAGCCUGAUUAUUACUCUUUCACCCGUAAAUUCCGUGAAUCAUUUCUGUGGAAAAACAAAGCUCGCACGGACUUUAAUCUUUAUUAUAACAGCGAUUUCUAGUUGAUGUUUGUGCUGGUAACAAGCUAAACGACACAAAAACGUAAAAAGUUUUGCACAUACAGACUUGCUACGAUAUUUAUACCUUCUAAUAGAACUACUGCACACGAUGUUUAUAUGUCAUAUAGAUUUACAAUACGAGGUCCCUUUCUAGUAGAGAUACAAUGCGAUAUUUAUAACCCCCCAGUUAAGGUACUACUAUACCAUAUUUAUAAUAUUUAUAACACAAUUUCCAUGCAACAGAGACAUACGAUGCGACGUUUUAAUAAAGUAAAAUCUAAAAUCGUAGUAUGCGCUUAAUUAGCGACGGAAACAACAUACAAACAUGUUCUUCUUGAGGGGAAGAGAUGAAACCAUAAAAACAAGUAUUUAGCUAAUUUUUGAAGGAGGGUGGGGGGUAAUGUACAAAUUUACAGCUUUAUGUCAAUCGUUUGCUUCUAUACUGUUUUCCUUAGAUGUAUAUGUUCAGAGAUGGGUAUAUACUUGGGGCAAAAAUAAAUGGUAACAUCUUAUUCUUCUAUAUGAUAUAUUGAAAUAUAAUACAAAAUAUUUAAAAAAAAAUUAGGUUGGCAAGACUUUGGAAGUUCGUACAUUGUAUUGUCAAUACGCUAUUUUGAAAUUAAAAUUUAGCAGCUAUUUUUUGCCCUACGCUAUAGCCACUUCUGCCUGUUGUGUUAUAAUAAUGUUAGAACAUAAAUUUAAGCUUUUUAAUGAGGCGAAUUUGCUUUUUAAAUAAGAUCACUUUGUGCUUAAUUAUAGUAUAUAUAAUUGUGAAUUACUUUAGUAUUUAUUCUGGUGGUAGGCUGGCUAUUCCUAACACUUAAUCUUAUCUGGUAUAAAAGAUUUUAUAAAUAAAGCCAUUUAUAGUUACAUAUA